AACUUCAUUCAAUGGAUGCUUAUUUAAAAGCAAUUAAUACUUAUACUCAAUUACAAUCUAUUAAACAAUAUCUUAAUUUAUUUAUUGUACCAGUUCCUGCAGAUUUUCCUGGACAACUUUAUAUUCGUCGUGCUAUUGUUCACAAAUUAAUGCUUGGUGAUCAAACAUCGAUACCUGAUGAAAUUUUACGAUUUAUUCCUAUGUUAGGACCACUACAUGUAUCUUUGAACUCACGUCAAACAACAGUAUCAGUUUAUCACAAAUUUUUUAAUAAACUUUUUAAAUCAAUUUGGAAAAAAAAAGAACUUGCAGUGAAACCUAAAGUAUGGCGAUCAGAUUUAUUACUUUACCUUGCUUAUACAGGGUGGUUACGAAUUAAGCCAACAAUUAUAACUCAAGAAAUGUCUGCUGAGUUUUUAUUAUCUCUGUUUAUUGAUAUUCGAAAUAAAGAUGGUCAAAGUAAAAUAACUUCUUCAAAAAAACGUUCUAAAUGUUUUUUAGCAGCAUUUAAUGCAGAUGUUGAUAUCAAAUGGUUACCAACCGGGUAUCAUGUUUUAAAAAAACCUUCAAAAGACAAAUUUUGUGAUGCAACUAAAUGUAAAUUAAGCUUGUUAGAACCAGGCAAA
Molecule: messenger RNA, 626 nt
Organism: Dentiscutata erythropus
Lineage: Eukaryota; Fungi; Glomeromycota; Glomeromycetes; Diversisporales; Gigasporaceae
Source: the annotation of a GenBank genome assembly